AUCACUUUAAAAACAGACAGAAACUAACAAAUUGAUAAUCAAAGUGACAAUCAGUGGAAGUGAUUACUACACCAAUUGAAGACUUGGAAAGACAAUUGAUUUGGUUGUCCACACAAUAACUAUAAGAUAUAUCUGAUUGGUAUUUGAUGUCAAGUUUUUUCUUCGUCUGCAAAAUUGGGAUUUCGGCCGACAAAACAUAUAUUGUGUCUUAAAAAAAGAGUUGAUUGACGACAACAUCUUCGCCGAAGAAACAGACAUGACGUCCUCGGAAGCAUUAGUGGUGACCGAACACAUUGAUUGGGCCAACUCGCUGGACGACGACGAACUGAUGGCUGAUUACGAUAAUGACGACAAUAAUAGCACACAAACCAAGAUUGUCUAUAAGACUAUGACAACAACAACAACAGAAAAUGCGGCCACAAAUGACCGGCAGAUUAGCGACGAAGAACUCUAUUCGCUGUAUCAGUCGUUUGACAUCAAUUUCGACGAAGUGACCAAAAAGUAUACGAAUUGGCGUUUGGAUGUCAUUCAUAUUCGUGGUGUACAAGACAUGAGUUCCGAGGAUGUACUCAAAUAUUUCGACGACUUUGAUCCCAAUUCUAUUGAAUGGGUUAAUGAUUUGUCGUGUAAUAUACUCUUUGGCGACCGUAAAGCAGCUGCCAUUGCGAUGACAACGUUGACCACAUCGUUGAUAUUGAAGACCAGCGGCGAAGUCUUAGACUAUGAUAUUGGUAUUGAAGUUAUUGAUGCAAAGUCGCUAUCAGUUCCCGUACCUCCUGGACAUCGAUGGCGAUUAGGUGUAACUCAUUCUAACUCUAAGGCACUUUUAUUGAGAUUUGCCACCAAUUCUGAUAGAAAGGUUCGCGGAUCUCGCGGUAUAAGUGAAUAUUAUGUUAAAUAUGGUUUACCACUGAGUGAUGAUAUCAAAGUGGCUACAAAUGCGAAAAAACGACGAUUUAUUAGACAUCAAGAAGCAGAAGUAGAAGAAGGAGAAGAUACUGAAGAAAUAGUAGAAGAAUUAGAUUCCGAGUUUGAAAUGAAAUCCAAACGUCUGCGGCUUCGGAUGAGAGCCGAUGAAGAGGAACAGCAGUCCGUUAGGAACAGACUGUCACUUAAGAACAAGAGAUUUAAUAUUAAUCGUGAUAAUGAUGUUCAUCAACAACAACAAGAAAGAAAGUCUAUUUGGGAACGACUAGGCUUGGGAUCAGUCAAUGAUGUCGUCAAUGAAGACAUUAAGAACAAUGACGACGACGACGCAGUGUUGCAAAUAUCAGUCGACAACAGAACCAAUUCGAGAACCAUUUGGAAGGAUAGACCGAUGCGGUCGACAAUAUCUGUGGUCAACAAACAACAAACAAAGAAUGUCUUGUAUGACAAAAAUGAUUUGCGAACUAAAAUCACAAAAACAAAAUCGUUUUGAAUUAACAAAAAAAAAUAGUUAUACUUACCGUAUAUUUAAUGAUUAAAGUAAUGUUUUUAUAAAUUUUAAACAUUUGUGUC
Messenger RNA from Oppia nitens, 1500 nucleotides. RefSeq lists its product as uncharacterized. Gene Ontology annotation, cellular component: cytosol; nucleus. Gene Ontology annotation, molecular function: RNA 7-methylguanosine cap binding; mRNA binding. Bases 257 to 1420 code for a protein of 387 amino acids. The record is from RefSeq and is a predicted model, not a curated record. The transcript has a single exon. Lineage: Eukaryota; Metazoa; Arthropoda; Arachnida; Sarcoptiformes; Oppiidae.